AUGCAGAUAUCAAGUGUGAAUGAUGUGAAAAUUUAUAAUCUCAGCCAUGGAAAGUCUCUCCCAGAGUGGCUGUCAGACCGUAAGAAGCGACAACUACAAAAGAAAGAUGUUGACAUCCAGCGUAGGAUUGAGCUCAUCCAGGACUUUGAGAUGCCCACAGUAUGCACAUCCAUAAAGGUUUCAAGAGAUGGCCAGUUCAUCCUGGCAGCAGGGACUUAUAAGCCCAGGAUUCGUUGUUAUGACACCUACCAACUUUCAUUGAAGUUUGAACGCUGCUUGGACUCUGACGUUGUGACAUUUGACAUACUGUCUGAUGACUACUCAAAGCUUGUGUUUCUGCAUUCUGACCGUUAUGUGGAGUUUCAUUCCCAGCACGGCCAUUACUACAAAACACGAAUUCCAAAAUUUGGACGGGAUUUCUCUUACCAUUACCCCUCAUGUGACCUUUAUUUCGUGGGAUCUAGUUCAGAGAUUUAUAGACUGAAUCUUGAACAAGGUCGAUUCCUCAACUCACUUGAGACAGAUGCUGUGGAGCACAAUGUGUGCGACAUCAACCCAGUCCAUCAUUUGUUUGCCAGUGGAACCUCUGAGGGAAAGGUGGAAUGCUGGGACCCCCGUGUGCGCAAGCGAGUGGGCCUUCUCGACUGUGCUCUCAGCAGCCUCACAGAAGGAAUAGAAGUUCAGAGUUUGCCCUCGAUUAGUGCACUGAACUUUAAUGGUUCCCUCAUCAUGGCAGUAGGCACCAGCACUGGACAGGUGCUGUUAUAUGACCUGCGCUCAAGCCAGCCGCUGCUGGUGAAGGACCACUUCUACAACUUACCUAUCAAGUCCCUCAACUUCCAUGAUCAAAUGAAUCUGGUUGUGUCGGCAGACCCGAAAAUCAUUAAAAUUUGGAACAAAGACAAUGGUAAAGUGUUCUCCUCCAUUCAGCCCGAGAGCAACAUUAAUGAUGUUUGCAUGUACCCCGAUUCAGGUAUGCUUUUCACAGCAAAUGAAGAUCCAAAGAUGAACACAUUCUAUAUUCCAGCUCUGGGCCCAGCACCUCGUUGGUGCUCUUUCCUUGACAACCUGACAGAAGAGCUAGAAGAGAGCCCUGAGAGCACUGUGUAUGACGAUUACAAGUUUGUCACUCGCAAAGAUCUGGAAAAUUUGGGUUUGUCUCAUCUGGUGGGGUCGUCCCUCUUGAGGGCGUACAUGCAUGGCUAUUUCAUGGACAUCAGGCUAUAUCAUAAGGUCAAAAGCAUGGCGAAUCCUUUUGCAUACGAGGAGUAUCGCAAGGAUAAGAUCCGGCAGAAGAUUGAGGAGACACGGACACAGCGAGUCCAGGUUAAGGCAUUGCCUAAAGUCAACAAGGAACUGGCUCUCAAGCUGAUGGAGGAGGGUGACGAUGAAGUGGUGUUGUCUUCCAGGAAAAAGAAGGGCAAGGCUCUACCCACUAUUUUGGGCGAUGACCGGUUCAAGGUGAUGUUUGAAAACCCUGACUAUCAAGUGGACGAGCAGAGCGAGGAAUUCCGUCUGCUAAACCCCAUCGUCUCCAAAGUGAGCCAGAAGAGGAAGAAAAAGCUGCGGCAGCUAGCCCAAUCUGCCGCUUCUCAGGAAGCUCAGGAAAAAGAUGAGGAUGAGGAAGAGGAGGGCCGUGCCAGCUCUGAGGAGGAAAGCUCAGAUGAUGAUAAGAGCUGGGUGGAGGAGGUGAGGGAGCAGCGGAGAUUGCUCAAGCAGGAGGACCGAGAUCGCCGGCGUCAACAGAGGAAGGAUGCCGACCGCAACACUGUCCUGCUGGAGAACAACCAUGUUGAAGGGCAUAAAAACGCCGUCACGUCUGAGAACAAGACGAGCCAGCCUCAGUUCUAUCAGAUUAAAAGCGGGGAAGAGUUCCGCAGUUUUAAUGACGUGUCACGAAAGCAGAAACUUCAGAAAGCAUCUCUGGAGGAGCGUCUGAAGUUAGAGGAAUACUCUGGAAUCAGCAACAUGGCUGACACCACAGUGGGCAGCAAGCAGCUGACUUUUACACUUAAAAAGUCCGAGCAGCAAAGGAAGCAACAGCAGGCAGAGCGGGACCACCAUGAGGAGAGGAAGAAACUAAGGCGCUCGGCCGGACACCUAAGCAGCGCCCGUGGGAGGGGGUGGGGAAGAGGACGCGGAAGAGGGCUGCACUGA
Molecule: messenger RNA, 2157 nt
Organism: Nerophis lumbriciformis (worm pipefish)
Lineage: Eukaryota; Metazoa; Chordata; Actinopteri; Syngnathiformes; Syngnathidae
Source: RefSeq, a predicted model, not a curated record